Messenger RNA from Scheffersomyces stipitis CBS 6054, 918 nucleotides. RefSeq names its product RTA1 domain-containing protein (gene RTA1.2). Lineage: Eukaryota; Fungi; Ascomycota; Pichiomycetes; Serinales; Debaryomycetaceae. The coding region runs from base 1 to 918 and encodes 305 amino acids. Gene Ontology annotation, cellular component: membrane. The transcript has a single exon. The record is from RefSeq and is a predicted model, not a curated record.
AUGGAUGAGUGGAAAGCUUUCAAUUACAUUCCCAUGCUUUCAGUGAAUAUUCAAUUCGCAGCAGUGUUUGCAGUCUUCUUGGCCGUUCAAGUCCUUUACAGCUGGCAUCUCCAUACAAAGUACUCUUCCAGCUUGGGGAAGACUAAACUCAAAAGGUUCCAUCUCAUGAUGAUUCCAUUUUCAAUUGGAAUGGCUCUCGAAGUUGUAGGCUUCGCUGGAAGAAUCAUUAACCAUUACGAUUUGCAAUCUUUAGCAGGAUUUAUUAUUCAAGCUGUUUGCAUACUUCUUGGACCUACGUUCAUGGCAGCAACGAUUUACAUGCUGUUUGGAGAAAUCGUGAAGACCUUAGAUGCGAGCCAUCAUUCAGUUGUUCCAAUUGCGAAACUCACCAAGAUAUUCGUUGGUGGAGAUUUAUUAUCGUUGACAUUACAGAGCACAGGUGGCUCCCUCACCACUAAUGACCUGAAGAUGCUCUACAAUAUAGGCGAAAAGAUAAUUCUAGGAGGCUUGUUUGUUCAAUUGAUCUUUUUUGGCGUUUUUGUUCUCUGUGUUUUGCUGUUCUAUGUUAAAUGCUCCAAUUCCCCAACCAAGAGUGCUGCCAUGAAUUCUGCUCGUUCGAGCAUUAUUCAAAAUUGGAAAAUCCACGUCAUUCUGUUGGUCGUAGCCUCGCUACUCAUUCUUGGAAGAUCUGUCUAUAGGGUUAUUGAGUUCUUGCAAGGUGCCAAUGGAAUCCUUAUUUCAGAUGAGAAGUAUCUCUUCUUACUAGACAGCCAUCUCGUUGCUCUGGCAGCACUUCACAUGAUUGUAUUUUACACCCCCAGUAUGUUAUGUUACACAGAAAAGGAAAACAUGAAAUCAAGCACUAUUCGGACAGAUCAGAAGUUUUCCGUUCCUGAAACAGAGCCUGUAUCUGUAUAA